Messenger RNA from Spodoptera litura, 733 nucleotides. RefSeq lists its product as uncharacterized. Lineage: Eukaryota; Metazoa; Arthropoda; Insecta; Lepidoptera; Noctuidae. The record is from RefSeq and is a predicted model, not a curated record.
AUGGGCAGCUCGCAGCGACUAGCCGCGGUGGCGGCCGUAUCGCACGCACGACAUUACUACAACCACACGCAGCCAGACGUACUGCAGACUGAGACCUCCUCGUACAAUAUCAAUAUAUUCUUCGUCAGUGUAACGUUAUGCGGUGUGUUGGUGGCGGUCUGCGCAGCUUGCUGGCGAAGAUCACCAGCAUCAGACAAGCCGGAGGACAACGCCGACUGUCACGGAGUCUACACUGUCAGUGGCGACACAAGGCUGAUACAGGAACAAUUGGAAAUGCCGGGGCCACCUCCAGCAUACGAGACUGUAGUAGAAGGCCCUCCGAAUAUCAAGGACUGUCACGCAUUGGAGGAGGUGGUAACAGAACCAUGUAUACGAUGUCAGGGUGGGACACGAUGCGACAGCGAUCUACCUUCAUACGAGGCAGCUGUCCUCCUGCGAGACACCAAGUUAUAAUACCUGGAACAGCUGGAACUACCAAGUAAUAUAGCCUUUAUGAAGCACCAAGUAAAAUGUAUUGAGGGCCUUAGCAGACCGUGCACGACCAUCGACAAUUACGUAGAUUAAGUAACUAUAAGUAAUGUUAGGAGCAAGUCCCUUAAUGCCGGACGGCACCUAACACUUGUAAUGCGAGCGAUUCCAUUUUUGGAGGGAAGUCGCCAAGUGGCAUACAUCUAAGAUUUUUAGUAAAAAUUGAAUCGCUCGUGUCAUCAGUUAUCGAGGUAAUACAAGUGUC